UUUGAAAGACACUGCUGGGAGACAAACAGACAGUGGCCAGAGCAGCAAGUCCGACCAGAAACAGAAACAGAAACUCACGAAGAAUUCAAAAAGCAACAGCAAGACAAUGUACUUGUAGCAAACAGUUUUCUGAACACUAUAAAUAAUUAUUAAUAUUUGCCAUCAACAAAUGAAACGGACCAACGCCAUUAAAGUGAUACAACCACAAAUCAAGUUUAAAUAAUUAAUGAAACAACAAAAGUGCUGUGAUUCCACUACAAAACAACAAAAAAGCUAAUCUAAACCAACAACCAACACACACACACACUCUGCAGCAGCAACAAAUUGAAGCAAUCAGCGGCAGCAGCAACAACAACAGCAAAUUGUGAUAAAUUUAUUAAGCAAACAUAAAAAGAAGCAAGAAAAACAAACAUAUUAUUUAAUUGUUACAACAAAACACAAAACGUUUCAAGUGAUACAAAAAGCAAAGGAGAAUAAAAAGCCGUCGGCGAAACGCAUCCACCAGAGAGGAAAUUUUCGAUAAGAGGGCGAACGAUUUUGAUACGAGAGUUUUCAUCCGAUUCGAUUCGAUUUUCUUCGAAAAAACCCACAAAACACCACACACACACACACACUCAGCUCCAAAUGAAAAUGGAGGUUAUUCCCGUUCAAUCCAUCUACGGCGGUGUGCUGGGCUCAAACAAAAAUAGAGAUUGGACCAGCACCCUGACACCGCCCGCGUCCGUCAGUGUGGCCAUUGACGCUGCCGUGAACGCUGCCCCGCUCAAGACCAAGGGCUCCUCCGCCCGCGGCAGCGAUGCCUCCAACUACAGUAUUAAGCACAAGCAGGCGCCCACCAGCCAUGCACACAACUACAGCAAGAAGACGAAGCCCAGCAGCGGCGGCUACUACUAUGCCGGUGAGGUGCAGGCCGAGGAUGAGGAGGAGCAGGCGGCCCCCGCCGACUUGGACAUGCGGGAAGUGUCGCAUUUGUCGGUGGCAUUCCUGGAUGAGCUGCGAGCGGCCAAGUCUCGCCACCUCACCUGCACGGAGGUGUCGCUGCCCUGCGAUCUCGUGCCCAGCAUCGCGGCCGACAUUGUCCGUGUGUCGGAGAAGGAGCCUUGCGGCACACGCGGCUGCACCAUCUACAUCGAGUUCGAGGACGAGCCGAAAAACUCGCGCCGCAUCGCCUCCCUCAAGCUGGACCCCGAGACGGUCUCCAGCUUUGAGGUGUACGUGACGCUGCGCCAGGACCACCGCGGCUGGACCUCGCUCCUCCCGCAGUUCAUGAAGAGCCUGGCUCGCACGAUCACGAUCAGCCCCGAGUACACGAUCACCAAGAACAAGUUGUACUCGGCCGAGGGGCCAGGUGCCAGGCGCAGCUACAGCUUUGGCAGCAGCCAGAGCCGAGCCAUCGCCACGCCAACUGUGUAGGAGAGCAAAGGGUGAGAGAGAAAGCGCCCAACACCCCUGUGAUGUCAAGAGAGAGAGAGAGAGAGAAGCCCGCAAAAUACGAAAAAUACAUGUAUUAAUUUUUUUAUCAUUACAAAAAAAAAACAUAAAAGCAAAAACAAAACGUAUAUUGUAUCUAAUGUUAAGUUUUUUUAUUGCGUAAAGCAACAAAUAAUUGUGAGAAAUUUGUAACCAAAACAAAAAACCAACAAAAACACACACAAAAACCAACAAAAAGCAACAACAUUUUGUGCAAAAAAAUCAACAUUCAACACGUACAGAGAGAAAAACAAAGGCAAAAAAAAUUACAAAAAAAUAAAGCAUAUAAUUUUUCCUGCGCUAGCGGAAAAUAAUUGUGGAAAAAAUUAAAA
Molecule: messenger RNA, 1802 nt
Organism: Drosophila guanche
Lineage: Eukaryota; Metazoa; Arthropoda; Insecta; Diptera; Drosophilidae
Product: protein scylla
Exons: 3
Coding region: 625-1413 (262 amino acids)
Biological process (GO): negative regulation of signal transduction; apoptotic process; regulation of TOR signaling
Cellular component (GO): cytoplasm
Source: RefSeq, a predicted model, not a curated record